Molecule: messenger RNA, 2257 nt
Organism: Moneuplotes crassus
Lineage: Eukaryota; Ciliophora; Spirotrichea; Euplotida; Euplotidae
Source: the annotation of a GenBank genome assembly
AAAUCAUUAAUGAAGUCCUCAAUUCAAAACCUUCUCCCACAUAUCCGCUCUAUAGAGGUUAGAGAUGACCAAGAACCAAGUGACCACAACUGUAACCAAGGGAACUCGAAAGUAGUGAUCACCGUGGACAACCUUAUCGAAAAACUCAAUAAACCCAACCACCCCAGCCAUAAAGUUCCCAAGAAUCCAACAAAACUUGCCUCGUCUACCCUUACCAGAGCCGUUCAGUCCAAAAUCCCCCUGCCUUCCAAGCAUUGUAAGAAGCCUAAUAAGAAACCCGAUAAUAACUCUACUACAAAUAAUACCAUAGAGAUGUACAUAGAUGUAGAAUCGGAUGAGAAUAACUACCCUAUUAAAAACAACAAGAAAAGAAAACCUAAAGAACCCUCAAAUCCCCACAAAAGACUUCUAAACCCACCCAACCCCCCUACAAAACCGCCUCAAAUCCCAAAACCAAGAAAAGCUGCCACAAAGGCUCUCAGGCCAAGAAUCUCGACUAAAAGCAGGAAUAUCCCCCAAAAUUCCCAAAAUGCUCUCAAGUCUCUUUCUUUCCCUUCAAAAUCCCAUGUUUCCCAGCUAAAUAAUUCCUCAGGGCCUCAGCCUAGACUGGGACCCUGAAUGACCCAAAGUAAUUGCCAAGGACUUCCAGUGGAGAAGAAAGACAGUUCUAGGAAGAAAUGGGAUUUGGAAAGAGAGAUUAAGAGGGUCGAGAUAAGGGGUAAAUAGAAGAACGACAAUAGCGCCAAAGAUGAUCAAGGGGGAUUUGCCAAGGAAAGCAAAGAAGAGAAAUAAGUCAGUAUCGAAAGUUCAGAUGAGUAAGAGAGCAGAAAAGAGGCAAAGGACUUUAGAUCAGACUGUUAAAAUAAAACAUAAGCCGAAGAGUACAAGACCAAAAAGUUCAAAGCCAAAUGCUAUUAAGAAAGAGAAUCUUAAAAGGAUAAGAAAGAAGGAUAAAGAACACAAGAAACAGAAGGAACUAAAACCCAUCCCUCAUAAGAAAAAUAAAAUUUCAAAGAAAAACUCUAACAAGAAAAACAAUGGAACUAAGAAGAUAUAUGAAAAGAUAGUGGAAAAGAAAGUGGAAAAGAAAGCGGAACAGAGAGUGGAGCAGAAAGUGGAACAGAAAGUGAAUCAGAAGUUGGAAAAGACAAUGAAAAAGCCAGUGGAAAAGACAGAGAAAACAAUACUAAAAGAAAAGAAUAAUGAUCUUUCGCAAAGUUUCCAACCCAUCGAGAUCUUAGCGGACUGAAACACUAAUGUUGAUUCAAUACCUGAUUUUGACGAAUGUAAUAGAACUGAUCUUAAAACCCCAAAAGUGACUGAUGUUGUUGAUGAAGCAGAAGACCUUCAUUUUGAUGAGAUAAUCUCCAAAGAUUCAGAUGUCUUUGAAGUAAAUGAAAUACAGCCUCUAAAGAAAGACACGCCUUUUAAAGCUGCUCAAGAAUUUGUUGAGAACUUUAACGACAGGAGUUUGUUUGGAGAUCGUAUUACCCCUCACAAGAACCAGUUUGCUCCUACUCCAUACAAGAGAAAUUAUAAAAUAGAGACUAUUAACGAAGUUCAGAAUGAUUCUCCACUUGAUGUUGUUACUCCUCAGAAGAAAUCUAUUUCCCCUAGAAAAUCUCAGGAAGAUCCCUGGUUCCAUGAACCUUUAGACUUAGAGUCAGAUAAGGUAGACAACAAGCAGAUAUAGUGCCUGAAGAUACUAACUGAAAGCAAGCUGUUUUGCUUAACCAAAGGGAUCCUUUUGAACACUUUGAUGAAGAAAUGACUCACCAUAACGACGUCAGUGUAACUUCAGAAAUGAUGGAGAAUAACUUUGUCAAACAAUUCUCGAUGGUUCAAAAGUCAGUGAAAGAUUUCACUAAAAAUGUUAUGAAGAAGAAAACAAGAAAGAAGCGCAAUGUAAAAGCACAGAGUAAAUAAGAAUGCAGAUGAAGAAACUAAAGAAAAUGUGAAUGAAGAUAAGCUCAAACAAAGGUUUAAAGACAACCAAAUACACUUAGAUUCCCUAAAAGAACUUGUUACUGGUCUAAAACUCACUCAAAAUUCCGAAAAAGACAUUGAACUUGACACUUUCCUUACAGAUCUUAAUAAAAUCCCCAAAAUUUCCAAAAAUUCUUCCUCACUCUACUUACUAAAAGACCAGAAACGGCUCAAAGUUCUCGAAGAGAGUCAAGAGAAUUCUUCUGGGCAGAAUCCAGAAGAGCCUAGUAAGAAAGUGUACCUGUACGGGCUAUUAACUUAUACUAUAUAA